This is a messenger RNA of Amphimedon queenslandica, 824 nucleotides long. RefSeq lists its product as uncharacterized. Lineage: Eukaryota; Metazoa; Porifera; Demospongiae; Haplosclerida; Niphatidae. The transcript has 3 exons. Gene Ontology annotation, biological process: signal transduction. Gene Ontology annotation, molecular function: protein binding. Bases 175 to 819 code for a protein of 214 amino acids. The record is from RefSeq and is a predicted model, not a curated record.
AGUGCAGCCACUGGUGCUUGCUCAGCCUUACUGCUCCGGCCGAGCCUAUCUAGGGUCCUCCUUUCCCCUCGCUUUUCCAAUAAAUAAAAGUAACUGGUAAAGACUAAGAAAGAGUGCUGUUCAGUAAUUCAGUUCUGAGGCCCCUGGCCUUGGGGCAGCUUCUUUCAUGAAAUUAUGGCCACUAAUCAAGCAUGUUUAGAUAUUGGGGACUUGAUUAAUGUUCUUGACUUAUUAAAAAUAUGUGGCUUUCAAAGAACAAAGUGGCAAGAGCUGGGACUGAGACUAGGACUAGUAAAGGAUACGCUGGAAGCCAUUGAAGCAAAUCAUCGUGGUGAUGUGUAUCAAUGCUUGACAGAGUGUAUCUCCCAAUGGCUCCGUAGAGCUGAUAAUGUUGACAGUAGAGGAGGAGCCAACUUGGACUCACUGUCAGAUGCUCUGCAAUCUAUGAAUGAAACUGCUGUAGCUGAGAAGUUAAAGCAUCAUGUUCUUAUUAACAUUUUUAAUAAUCGUCAUAUUGUCCUGUCUCAGUCUCUUUGUGAUUCUGUUGCUAUUGCUCGGUUACUUCAUGGUGAACAUAUGUUAACACAAGAAGCAGUUAGUAGAGUGGUGUCAGCUAGUCCCUCUAUUCCUAAUCAACGUGAGGCUCUAUUAACUGCUGUCAAAGAAGUUGUUCAAACUGAUCCCAACAGUUUACAUACAUUUGCUAAUGUAUUGUGUACAAUAAGUACUAAUAAGUCUAAUAUGCAAGUAGGACAAACUAUACUGGAUGAUAUUAGUGAGUAUGAUAAUCUCUGUAUUCUCAUAAGAAUGUGUUGUUAAGCCUA